Scatophagus argus is the source of this 2103-nucleotide messenger RNA. It is a transcript of the gene mpzl3, whose product is annotated as myelin protein zero-like 3. The transcript is spliced from 7 exons. Bases 358 to 1116 code for a protein of 252 amino acids. Gene Ontology annotation, cellular component: membrane. Lineage: Eukaryota; Metazoa; Chordata; Actinopteri; Scatophagidae. The record is from RefSeq and is a predicted model, not a curated record.
UUACGCCACAGCCUCAGCUACAACAUCGUCGCUCUUCAAACUCUUUGCACGGGAUAUCAGAGUAAAUUAGUUGGUAUAAAAGUGCGAUAUAACCCUCGAUUUUCGAUCGAGUUAUACGCACACCGAUCAGUCACUACUAAAUUCGUAGUUGUAUGAUUGAUCAUAAUCUUAAUCUCCGGGUGUUUUAAAGUGAAGUGUUCUUUUAGUGAUCAACAGUCUCACUUCCUGAUACACCUGUUUGUCAGGUAGGCUCGUCAGCGCUCAGCUCUCUCGUGGCGCAACGGAGAGGCUGAGUCAUGACAAUUUAGACUUUUUUUUUUGCCCGUCGAGCGAUCGAGCCCAUUUUCACACCAUAAGAUGCGUCGACCUUUCCAAGGAAACACCACGCUAAACAUCGUUUUGCUGCUGUAUUUGAUCGGCUUUUUCGCGCCUUCCCUAGUCUCCUCCAUCACAGUGAGGACUCCAGCAGAGCUCCAUGCGUCUAAAGGGGAUAGAGUCACUUUGUCCUGCACUUUCACUUCCACCAGUACGCCGACCAGUAAGAUGACUGUCGACUGGUCCUAUAGGCCUCAGAGUGGAGGGCCACCACAGACAUUUUUCCACUUCUCCUCGCGGGCGUUCCCUCGGCUCGACGGUCAGUUUGCUGGUCGUAUCCACUGGCAGGGAAGCCCGGCGCGUGGGGAUGCCUCCAUCUCUCUGAUCAACUCCACGCUGAAUGAUAAUGGGACCUACACGUGCUCAGUCAGAAACCCUCCUGACGUCCACGGGUCCCCGACUUCACACACUGUGCUCACUGUCACACCAAGGGCGCCCAGCAUUCGCUUCUCUGAUGUUGCAGUCCUCCUCGCUUUUGUCCUCAUCCCUUCCGCUAUCAUCACGAUCUUUCUGACUGGACGGAUGCUCUGUCCCAAGAAACAGCGCAACCAAUCGAAGGCCUACAGAUCGCCCAUAGAGGUCACAGAGGGAGAAGAGUAUGCUAUCCACCCACUAGAGGACAAAGAAAAGAGGACCUCAUGCUGUGCCCUAUAUCUGAUGGACUCAGAGGAUGAAGAUGAGUAUUACAAUCUAAAAAAGAGGCCUCCUGUUGAUGAAGACUAUGCUGAGUCUCAGUGCUAGAGAACCCUGCUGGUUGAGUGAUGUAACUACAACACCCAGAGACACCCUUGCCUUACAUACAGGAGGUAAUGGAUGGAAAUUAAUGCUGGAUGCUUGUCUUCUGUGGCACAGUCAACCACUUAACCAUUCACUUUUGUGAUGUGUACUUUUUGUGGUGACCCUUUGGAAUAAUACUUGUAUUUUCUCUAAACUAUGCAUUUCCAGCAUUGUAUAUUUACACUAUAAAAUGUGUCACUAAUUUGAUUUACAAUUUGCCUACAAGCUCCUAAAUUUGCGAAGGCUUCUCCAGAGCCAGUCUGCUGUUUCUGUACCAGUGAGCUGUGAAACAGCUGAGGUUUCAAUUCCUAAAUUUUGGGGCUUGUGGUCUUGAUGAGAUAAGUUUUUUGUUUGUUCUGUAUGUACAGGUAAGCAGCUGGUAUCAUUCUGCUGUGUACCAGCUGAUGAGCACUAUGUAUGUUUUUAUAUCUUGAGGAUUUCUAUGUAUUACUUUCUUGUUAUGAAGGAGAUAAAUGUGUCUAAUUUAUUGCAUGUGUCAGAACGUCUGUGUGAAAUCGGCCUCUUUGUUGAGGUGUAGUGGAACACUUAUGUUCUAUCCAUUUGGACGGAAAAUAAAUUGUUUCAUUUCAAAUGUCACCUGGGACCAAAUAGUACUAUUUAAGCUCUAUAUUAUGUAUUUUCUGUGUAUCCACUCUUUGUACCAUGUCAUGAUUUCAACAUGGACAGUAAAAGCAGCAGGUCACCUUACUAGUCAGUAUAUUUGGGGGCGUGUGAUUUUGGAUGCAGUCUUUCAUGGAUAUGCUUAUUUCAUGUCACAUAACAAGAUGGAGUCUUUUUGGAUAUGAAGUUUUGCUUCAUUAAUUAAUUUUUUCCAACAUAUUUGCCUAAAUAAAUUGUUUAAGAGCAGAUUCUUUUGGCUUUGUAAAGGUAUGAGCAUGACUUCUUUAAGAGAUCCUCCUAGUGAGUUAAUAAAAGAAUUUGUUCAUUAAA